This is a messenger RNA of Rhopalosiphum maidis (corn leaf aphid), 792 nucleotides long. Its product is annotated as 52 kDa repressor of the inhibitor of the protein kinase-like. The coding region runs from base 1 to 792 and encodes 263 amino acids. Lineage: Eukaryota; Metazoa; Arthropoda; Insecta; Hemiptera; Aphididae. The transcript has a single exon. The record is from RefSeq and is a predicted model, not a curated record. Gene Ontology annotation, molecular function: protein dimerization activity.
AUGCAAUCAGUUAAUUUCAGCUUGCAAAAAGCAUCAACACAAUUAGAAAGUGCUAUUUCAAUUAUAGAAAAGUUGCGGGAUCAAUAUGACCAAAUAGUAGAAGAUUCAAGGGAAUUAUGUAUGAAGUGGAAUAUACCCUUCAAGUUAAGUGAAACUCGUCAAAGAUAUGCUAAAAAGUAUUUUGAUGAAGUAGACAGUGAUCGGCGGCUUACUACAACUGAUGAUAAUUUUAGAGUUACUAUAUUUUACCCAGUUGUAAAUACAACACUAUUACAAUUAAGAGUUAGAUUUAAAGGAAUGAAAACUGUGUGUAAUGAUUUUAUUAUAUUAAUGCCUGAAAUAUUAACAUCAAUGGUUGACGAAUUGAUUGUUAAGUCAUCAUAUGACUUUAUUAACAAAUAUAAAGAAGAUAUCAGUUCUGACUUCACUCGUCAACUUAUAAUAAUUAAAGGCUAUUUAUCUUCCAAAUUUCAAACCAACUAUUUAAAAAGUAUGACAAUUCAUGAUUUAGCUGAUACUAUUGUUAAGGAAGAGCUAACAUCAAUAUUUCCUGAUGUAUUUAUCGGUACUAUAAUUUUUUUGACUAUACCAGUGACAUCUGCUUCAGCUGAGAGAUCCUUUUCAAAGCUUAAACUUAUCAAAAAUUACUUACGAAACUCCAUCAGUCAAGAGAGACUUUCAAGUAUAGCUUUGCUUAAUAUUGAAAGACAACAAACAAAUGAUAUUAACAUAGAAAAUAUAAUUGACAAUUUUGCCAACAAAAAGGCAAGAAAAAAGAAUUUUUUAAAGUGA